Neurospora tetraspora is the source of this 582-nucleotide messenger RNA. RefSeq lists its product as uncharacterized. The record is from RefSeq and is a predicted model, not a curated record. The transcript has a single exon. NCBI's taxonomy places the organism in Eukaryota, Fungi, Ascomycota, Sordariomycetes, Sordariales, Sordariaceae. The coding region runs from base 103 to 411 and encodes 102 amino acids.
UGUCAGUAUUCUGCGGGCCAGAAUGAACGUGUUGACGUAGAUGUUAGAUGGAUGGAAGAAACAGAAGCAAGCACCAGCAACAUGAACACAUGACAACGCAAUAUGAUGCUCAAGUCUCUCAUAACUACCAAAAGUUUUGAUACAAAAUCCCUCCCCGAAUCCCUCUCUCUAUCCAACUCCUUGCCCUCUUAUCCUUCAGUUCUUUUGUGUUUUCUUUCCUUUCAGUUAUCCGUUCCUCUUCUCCAUCUCGUUCUCAACGGAAGCCACGCGCGCAACACAGUAGAGGUAAGUAUCAGAAGAAUCGAUCCGAGAAAGUAUGUGGUAAUACGCUAUGUUUUGCGUCUGUCGCUUCUCUUUCAGAACACCAUUUUUGCAAUGUCUUUCCUUCCCAAUAGUCGGCGGCUCUCGUAAGACUCCAAAUCAUUAACAUUAAACAGAAAACGACGACGACCAUAGACCAGAAGAUCCGGAGCGGGAGCGGGAGCAGGGGGGCAAUCACAGGGGCAAGAUAGGGCCAAGUCAACCUGGCUGACACCAGAGACUGAUCCCAUACCUCAGACUUAUGAAUGUCAUCCCCAAGCU